GUUUUCUUCAUCAAAGACGAUCCCGCCGACACAUUUGAUGCCACUUUUUAUACCUCAAUACUCAUAUCCCAUAAAAUAAAAUAAAGAAAUUUACGUGACAAAAAAGAAAGAAUCAUUCAAAAUCACAAAACUCUCAAAUCUCUUCAUUUUGCCUGAAAAACCAAACUCAAAUUCUUCAAGAAACAACACUUGUCGAACGAUAGAUGAGCCUCUGUCUUUCUCAAACCCACAAGAUUUCAAGAACGACAACUAAUCAAUCCGGAAUUCGUACAACAGACCUCAUCGAUCACAUGAAACCCAUGAAUCAUCUUCAAUCUACAGAGAUUAACAACUACAUCACGAUUCAAAGGCAGCUAUGAACCUUAAAUUUCAUGUUCGAAAGAUCCGAUGGCUAUGGAUGAUGUUCCAGGAUCCAUGGGAACAAGUGCGGGUUUUGCUCUGAGAUUGGGUCAAACGAUCUUCUCCUCUGCUUCUCUUCUGUUCAUGGCGUAUGGUGUUCAAUUCUACAGCUAUUCAUCUUUCUGUUUCUUGGUGACGAUUAUGGGUUUGGUUAUUCCAUGGAGCUUCACAUUGGCACUACUUGAUGGAUACUCUGUUCUUGUAACAUGCCCAGUUCGACAAAAGGGUAUUCUGGUCAUUAUCGUAAUAGGAGAUUGGGUGUUAUCGACUCUUACGCUAGCUGCAGCUUCUUCAGGUGCGAGUGUGGUGGAUAUCUUGAUGAGGGCAGAUGAGUCUUUUUGCCCUUCGAAUAUCUGCAGCUUUCAUGUGGGAAUCGAUUUGUCGUAUGGUUUGCCUCUGAUUAAUGAUGUAUCUAAGUUGUUAUUACCUGUAAAUGAUGAUUACGGAUCGCAAGUUAGGGUUUUUUUUCACCCAAUUUGGGGUUUGAAAGGAAACCGAAGAUUUAUGCAUAUGGGAUUUCCAUGGUUGAGCCCUAGAUACCAUUGGAUCGAAACCAGAAGGGAAGAGCGUGGGGAGGUGGGUCCAUCGGGUUUUGGAAUAAUGGUGUUUGAAGACGGAGACGGCGGUGGCGACUGCAGUUUCAUGGUCGGAAGAUGGCUGUGA
Messenger RNA from Lactuca saligna, 1062 nucleotides. NCBI's taxonomy places the organism in Eukaryota, Viridiplantae, Streptophyta, Magnoliopsida, Asterales, Asteraceae. The record is from the annotation of a GenBank genome assembly.